This is a messenger RNA of Phycomyces blakesleeanus NRRL 1555(-), 1355 nucleotides long. RefSeq lists its product as hypothetical. Lineage: Eukaryota; Fungi; Mucoromycota; Mucoromycetes; Mucorales; Phycomycetaceae. Gene Ontology annotation, molecular function: calmodulin binding; calcium/calmodulin-dependent protein kinase activity; ATP binding. The record is from RefSeq and is a predicted model, not a curated record. The transcript has 9 exons. The coding region runs from base 116 to 1183 and encodes 355 amino acids. Gene Ontology annotation, biological process: protein phosphorylation; cellular response to oxidative stress.
GCAUAGCAUAGCGCAGAGUAGCUUAUUAUUUUCAUUUUCAUUUUCAUUUUUUCUUUCCAUAUUUUUUAUUUUAAAGAAAUUGUAAUUCGCAACUCAUAAUCAGUAAUCUCAUCUAAUGGCAACUCGUGCACCAGUUACUGUACCCUGUAAAUACAAGACCGGAAAGGUUCUUGGUAACGGUAGUUAUGCCGUUGUAAAAGAGGCAGUUCAUAUAGAAACUGGUCAAUACUAUGCCGUCAAGGUUAUCAACAAACAACACAUGGAAGGCCGAGAACAUAUGAUUCGUAACGAAAUCAAUGUACUUCAAAAGAUAUCCCAAGGACACCAAAAUAUCUUGAGUUUGGUGGAUCAUUUUGAAACACUAAACAACUUAUACCUUGUUACUGAUCUCGCAUCCGGAGGAGAGCUGUUUGACCGUAUCUGUGAAAAGGGUAGCUACUUUGAGAGUGAUGCUGUCAAUAUCAUCCGUACUGUGUGUGAUGCCGCAGCAUACCUACAUGACCAUGACAUUGUUCACAGAGAUUUAAAGCCAGAAAAUCUUCUUUUCCGAACACCCGAUGAAGACGCAGAUCUUCUUAUUGCUGACUUUGGACUCUCGAGAAUCAUUGACUCUGAAAAGUUUCACAUCUUGAAAACGACAUGCGGAACACCAGGAUACAUGGCACCCGAGAUUUUAACCAAGAAAGGGCAUGGUAAACCAGUUGAUAUGUGGUCUAUUGGUGUGAUUGCCUACUUCUUGCUCUGUGGAUAUGUUCCGUUUGAGAGAGAAAAUAAUAUCCAAGAAAUGAAUGCAAUCUUACGAGCUGAUUAUACAUUCGAUGAAGAGUACUGGGCUGGUAUUAGUGAACAAGCCAAGGACUUUAUUAGAUGUUGCUUGACACUUUCACCCGAAAGACGUAUUACAGCACAUCAGGCACUCAAACAUCCUUGGCUCGAUAAUUCGGCUGCCAAGACAAAGGCAAGCAAUGAAAAUGCUUCCCCGGAACAACAGCAGGAUCUUCUUCCAAAUGUUCGAAAGAACUUUAAUGCACGCCGAACAUUCAAAAAAGCCGUUGAUUUGGUUCGUCUCUCGAAUCAUCUCAGACAAAAGCAUUCGAUAUCAAUGGGAGACAACUACAAAUCCAAGGGUAACCAAGUCAGACCAGUUAGUGAAAGUAUUGAAGAGGUUCUCAAGACAGAUUAAGCAACACACAAAAAUUUAAGCUUGUAAUUUUCGAUCAAUCAAUCGAUCAAUUGACUGAUUGAUUGAUCAUUUCACUUACUUAUUACCUGUCUAUCUAUCUGUUUCUUUGCGUAAAUAUCAUUUAUUUUUAUUUUUUCAAAAAUAAAUAAAUAUAUAUAUAUAUAUAUAAUAC